Messenger RNA from Heterobilharzia americana, 633 nucleotides. Lineage: Eukaryota; Metazoa; Platyhelminthes; Trematoda; Strigeidida; Schistosomatidae. The record is from the annotation of a GenBank genome assembly.
AUGGUCCCUGGAGCCAACAAUAAGGUUGAAAUCAAGAAUGUAGCAUCAGAAACUGACAGUGAUUCCGAUGAUUCUGCCCCUGAAGUGGAGGAUUUAAAAGAUCAAGGUGAUACUAAAACCUCCCAACUGGCAGAUGAAUUGUUAAGUCGUAGCAAACAAUCAAGAAGUGAGAAAAAGGCAAGAAAAGCCAUGUCGAAACUUGGUUUGAAGUUGGUCCAAGGAGUUUGCCGCGUUACUAUACGGAAGGCGAAAAGCAUUAUGUUUGUGAUUAACCGUGCUGAGGUUUACAAGUCGUCUGCCUCUGAUACAUACAUCAUAUUUGGUGAGGCUAAAGUUGAGGACAUAUCUGCACAAGCUCAAAUCGCUGCAGCUGAAAAACUGCGUAGUCAAGCAAUGGGAGGUGCAGAUUUGAGUACACCAGGUAGUCUGUCUAAGGAUGCACUAUCAUCAGUAUCUAAAACUGCGAUAGCAGAAGAGUCGGAAGAUGAAGAGGAACCUGAUACCACGGGUCUGGGUGAGAAGGAUAUCGAACUUAUCAUGCAGCAAGCUGGUGUAUCGAGAAGUAAGGCGAUCCGAGCGUUACGUGAAAAUGGCAAUGAUAUGGUGAAUGCGAUUAUGUCACUAACAGGAUAG